AAACGAUAGCGUAAAAUGAAACGAUAGACGUUCUUAUAUCGUCAUCCGAUAUAUAUCGUUACAUCGAACAGCCCUAGUCUCUGCCCCUCCCUGACUGCGGCUCUGCUGGCCAAAAUCAGACUGUACAUAAAGGAUGGAUGUAAAGGUAACACCUGCGUCCUGUUUAAUCCGGGGCUGACUCUGAAGUCUGAUUGGACAGAAGCCAGCUGAUCUGUGAGCUCGCUGAAGUUUUUCCAGACGCGUUUUAGGACAGGAAGCGGUUAAGAUGGUAACCGCUGACCUCACAGUUCAGCUCCAUCGUUCAUUUACAGUCUGUGGUCUGAAGGACUGAGACUAGGUCCCUGGCGUUUAUUCACUCCAGCAGGGGGCGCUCUGCUGCAGCGCCUGACAUUUCCUCUGCAGACAUGUCAUGUGAAAGGAAGCUGAAGGGCGUAGAGGCGACGGCUCAGGUUAUUGAUUAUGAUGUGACGGUAAUCUGACGUGUGACACGGUAGAGGAUGCCUCGUCAUACAUGUUCAGUGUUAGUGAUGUAAGACUACUGUUGUCAGGUUUUAGGCUUACAAAUAUUUAAAAUAACCUCAUAUUGGACAGAUUUGUGAUGUCAUUCAGCAGGUGUGUGUAUGUGAGUGUGUCGCUGUGAUUGUGAACACUAAACCUGCAGGGCAGCCUCGCCGUGUGGCGCCGCUCUGCUUCCUGAUAACUGUGAUGUAACGGCUCUGAACAUGAGUUAUGAUAUCAUCAGGGUGGAGCUGCUUCCUAUUAGCUGAUUGGAGGACCGUGUUGCUUUUGUUUAACAUGACAUUUAGAGAACACCACACUGCUCCACCUGCGCCUGGUCUCCAGGCGGCGCUCUGAUGGAAGCAGAACGUUCCUGCAGGUCGGUGGGAAACGAACCGUGUGAAUAAACGGGAAAACACAUGAAGACCGUCACACUGAGCUUCAGCAUCAAGUGCGGCACUUAGGCCCCGCCCAUUGGUUAAGACAGCGAUCCCAAGUCUCUGAGACGGGUCGUGGUUCUGUGCUGUGAUUGGACGUUUCACUGCUGGUUUGUUCAUUGUUUACGUCGGUUGUGGUGCAAACAAGAGCGGCUUAACUCUAUGGCCAAAGCUAUACUAUGUUCUGAUUUUGGAUUUGGAUUUAAUGUAUAUAAAGGCUAAUUCUACUCGACUUAUACAUUAUCCUGUUUUGAAUGUAGAAUUUUGUUUUUUGUUGUAAAAUCUAAUAUUCAUGCAACAAAGUAGAGCGCUAACUUAGCAGCUAGUGUGAAUUUGCUUAGGUAGCAGGUUGUAUAAACAGACACUAUGGGUUUAGCACAGGUAUAAAUAUCUGCUAAUCAGAGUUAACAUGAACUGAAAUAUUAAGAUAAUUUAAUGGGUUAACUUAAAGGGUGAAUUUAUACCUAAAUCACUUCGACCUGUUGAUCAUACUACAGUGCGCAAACAUGCUUAUAUCUGCCCUAAAUCUGUGCAUUUUAGUCCUUUAGUCUAUAGAGCUGGCCAUCUUCUGGAGCCAGUCUUAAGUGGCAAUGCAUUUCUUUUCAGCUCCAGAAGUUGCUCUCUGUUUCUCUGUCUAUACUAACGACUGAGACUAUGCUAACUGGGAUAAUAAGGAUGGUGGCUAGGGUUAUAAGGAAGGCCAAAGCAGUCCCUAGUGCUAUGUCUUAAGUGUAACAUUGCUAUGUCUUGUCUUUAUAGUGCCAGAGUUGGGAGGAAUACCUUAACUCUAAUUCACAACAGCAAAACUAUGUUGGUUUACUACACAAAAGAGAAAAAAAAAAAAAGCGGCUUAACUCUGAAGGAGCAGCUGAGCGUGCCAACAGACCUGAAGACACAACGACACAAACCAUAAACUGACCAAUCAGGUCGCUGUGAUGACAGCUGUGACAUCACAGCAAGAGAUGAACCUUCAUGGUUUCUUAAAUAUGAGGAUCUGGUGUACUGAUGACAUCACAGCGCUGCGAUUAGUCAGUUUGGUUAACAUCGGAAACUCCACGAUGCUCAGCUGAUUACAGCGUUAAUCCCAGUUCGCUGUGGUUCUUCAGACUUCACACAGAAACAGACGGUGUGGAGGAGGCCGCACAGGAGGUGGUGCCACAGGAGGUGGUGCCACAGGAGGCGGCGCCACAGGACAGGAGGAGGCCGCACAGACCUGUGGAGAGGAUCAGGAUGGAGGUUUUGGGAGGUGUUCAGCGCUGGGACAUAAGCUGGAUAUUUCACACUUUCAUAGACACGCUUGUUCUCAGACUGACCCUCUGCAUGUUUCCACGUGGACCUGAUCACCUGUCAAUGACUGUUAUUGAUCACUGCUGCAGAAGCUGAAGCCUCACCUGCCACCAGGGACGUUUGAGCUGCAGGUGAAGUUUGGCUAAACUAGAAGAUCAAAAAUACUAAAAUACCUGCUCAAGGCAAUACAACCCUACCUGUGCAGAAAUGUUGGUCAAAGAAGAAAGAAUAACGCAGCAAAAAAGUAGCAGAUAGCUGUGCGCACCAUCGACGAGGUUAAAUCUCAGUUUUCCUCAGGUAAACGCAGAGUUUCUUCUUCUUUAAAACGCCAACGCCCAGAGUGGCUUGUCGUGGGGAGCGUCAGGGAGCAGACUCUGGAGAAACCUCACUGCUGUUCCCGUGCAGACUUCAGCGCUGUCCUGACCUCACGGUUUCCUCCAACCAGGCUGAGAGAUGUUUAAACGAGGUGUCAGGUGUUUACCGGCCAAUGUUUGAACUCCAGGUAGAAAGUGUGAGCUGAGUUUACCUGACAGGCGCAUUUCCCCAGGACAAACACUAACAUUGUGGAGGUUCUGGUUCCAGCUACCUGUCACACUCCAUGGUGAUUGUUUAUCCAGGUGUUUUACAGUCUGUCUUCGCGGCUGUGGUUUCCAGAUAUUUUGUGCUCAAAGGUCUCCAGAGUUUCAGAGCACACCUGUACUCGUACCUGCGCCAUCACACGGAGAUGCUGCAGAAACCUGAGAAUAAAAUUAUAUACAUACACACACACACACGAGUGUUUUUCUUUUUACCUGUUCUUAACGCGCCCACACAGACCGUGAGAUUUCACAGGACGCAAAAUUUUGAUGAAGCUCAACAUUUGGAUUUUUUUGGCUGUGAAUAAACAGAUCUGACCAAUCAGAUCGCUGCACUUGUACUCGUAUCCCAAAGCGCGCACUGUCACUGAACACACAUGCGACUCGGCAACACUAAAAUAAUCCUCACUCACCGCUCGCUGCUGCUCCAGACUGAAAUGAUCCCUCCUGGGAUCAAACCAGGAAACCUGCUGCUGAACGCGUGAAUCCAAAAAUUCUGAAUUUCCUGUUAUCUUCAUCAGGCUCCGCAUGUGAAGCCUUCUGCAUCUACACCUUAUAAAAACCUCCACCCUUUACAGUUAACCACAGCCCGCUGAGCCCUUCACUAUGUCCAUGAAGCUUCACCCUCCUCCUCCUCCAGGCUGCAAGUCCGACCGUGCAGAGCUCUCACACACACCUGAUCACCACGCCUGUACUUUCAUUCUUCAUAACAACGUUAUGUUAAACUGCAGAAGCCCGGGGGCAGGUAUGCAGGUGACACUGAGGUCAGAGGCACACACUUGUGCUUAAAACAGAGACACAAAGUAAUCAGAGGACUCCUAUUAAACACUGGACACACUGUUACCUGCACUACAUGUUUUAUUGUAAUAGAUUACUUAUUCACGAGCUGUGUCACGUGACUUACCUGUGAGUGUUAUAAAUGAGUGCAUUUAUAACGUGCCGGGUGGGCGGCAGCCACACCUGGCUAACUUAGUGUUAGCCGGGAGCUAACGGGGCACCUGGUGAACCCCGUACGCACAAAAUAAAGCGCGCACACAGACACAGGAACGCGCAGUAUCAGUGCGGGCUGAAUGAUCCAGCUGUGGUCACGUGAGUAGUGUGGCGGCAGCUGUGGUUCCCGUGCUGUGGCUCGGUUCCGCUUCGGAGUGUGACUAAACAGAGUCAGCUCGCCCCAAGCCCGCGGCCCGAGUCCGGGUCGAACCGACGGCACGGAGCCCCGGGAGGCGGCGGGCUGGCCGCCUGGGAUCAAGCCGCGCCGCGGGGUCUCACCGGAGUCAUCUUUGUGUUCUCGGAAGGCACGUUCGAGUCCCGCGGUCGCUCACGGGUCUCCGACGGCCGCUGCUCACGGGGAUUCCUGCCGUCACAGCCAGGUUGCGGCCCCAAGAUGGCGGCGGAGGCUGCGCAGUACUGGCGGAGGUGACGUGACUGCGGAGGACGCCGCGUGCGCUGUUGUUUGCCUCCCACCAUUAAAGACCCUCCGCGGCCAGGCCGACCACCGAACCCGAACAACGGAUCCACGGAGCCCCUCGGAAGCGCCGGGCGCGCGGGGGCGGACACAAGGAUGCUGUCCUGACCUGUCGUGCAGAUGAAUAAACUCCAGGAUCCUCGUUGGACCUGUUCAUGGCUUCUAAGAAGAAGCAGAAAAACAUGGUGUUCCAUCAGGAAAGGGCGACCACCCCUGCAACAGCAACCGCUGCCAGCAGCCCCCCUUUGUCAUGGUGCGUCACCCCGAAACCCGGGAAGGCGAGCGAAGGUGGGGUGGAGCAGGCCGUCAGGAGGGGCACUGAGCAGAAACAUCCCGCCAGCGAAAAGCCUCAGUCGGACACUCUGCCACCGGAGAACACCUGCAGGGGCAUCACAGUGACCCUGGAGAACCACAGCAUGUGGAACGUGUUCUUCAGAUGUGGAACAGAGAUGAUUCUGACCGAACAAGGCAGCAGGAUGUUCCCCUACUGCCGCUUCCGCAUCUCCGGCCUGCAGCCAUCCAGGAGGUACACUCUGAUGAUGGACGUCCAGCCGUUAGACAACAGUCACUAUAGAUGGACCGGCAAGAACUGGCAAGCUGAUGGUAAAGGAACACGGCAUGCAAAGAGUCAGCCUUUUGCUCAUCUAGAGUCCCCGGCGACGGGCCAACACUGGAUGCAGAGUCCGGUGUCCUUUUACAGGAUGAAGCUCACGAACAACAUCUCAGACCGAGACGGGAACACUAUUCUGCAUCCGAUGCACCGCUACCUACCGCGACUGCACGUGGUCCAGACAGACAAAGCUGCUAAAGACAUAAAACUGAGUGAUCCCGGUGUCAUUACCUUCUCAUUCCCCCAGACUGAAUUCAUGGCGGUCACAGCCUAUCAGAACGCUCGGUUUGUUCAGCUGAAGGUCAACUACAACCCGUUCACUAAGGGACUGAAGGAGGACGGGUCUGGUUCAUGGGGAGGAAAACUGAAAGCGAACUCUGGGGAUCCGUUCCAUAAACAAGGAGGAUUUGCUGAGCAGUUUCCUGUGAAGGAGAGCCUGAGGUCUUUGCUGGCAAGCCACAAACCUCGAGCCUCCAAAUCAGUGGAGUCCAAACCUUCAGUGCCCGGAGACCUCAAAGACAGUUCCACUACAAACAGAGAUCCGCCUGCUGCCAUGCCCCCCGGGCAGAUUUUGGGCAGCGUCUCACGUCCAGCUCAGAAGUUGUUCUCGGAGCUGAUUCGUGAAGCUCACGUUUCACUGCAGAGAUGCAACCUGGAGCAGCUCGGCAUCAAUCACAGCGCCUCUCUCAGAGCAGAGCAAACCAACACUAAGAACUCGAGUGUAAAAGCUAAAGGACGAGAAGCCCUUAAAGACAGUACAUGUGUUAAAGCACCUCCAAGGAAAUGUGAAAUAAGAGGGACCAUUAAGGACGACGGGCAGUCGCUGAAUUCACUAAACUGUAACGAUGGUGUUGGGAGGGGUGGUCCUGGUCGUGCUGCUCCAGAAGUAUCCCAGAACUCCUCUGAGGACUUGGAGCACCGACCUAACCCAGACGCUACAACAGAGACAGCCACAAAGCAGCACAAGCGGCCGGCUCGGCUGCCUCUGCCAGCGCUCGCUCUCUUUCUGAGGCAGCACUCUAAAAAGACAAAGAACAAACCGGACUCUCUGGCCCCGGCAGCUCCUCCUGAGCGCCUGUCCGUAUUGGCCAGUUCUGCUGCUUCUUUUGCACAUCCGCUUUGGGAAGGUACCACCGGUGCAGCAUAUCCCUCCAAGGAUCUCGGCAGCCUGAAGCCCGACCUCACGACCUCCGGAUGUACAGAUCCUCUAGCUGACAUGGUUUUUAAUGUCUCUGGACAAACAGUGUCUCCUCAGCAGCCCGGUCCAGCUGCUGCUGCACAUCUGCUGGGUCCAAGAACUGACGACCGCUCGGCUCGCGUUUCCGAAAGCCCGGGCCCAGAGCCGAGAGGCCCUGACAGUACCCAAGUGUUACCCGGCUUAAACCAGCCAUUCUGCUCCCUCGGGGCGUCUCUUACUACCUCUUCACUGCCUCCUACUGCCCCCCCGCCCCUCCACACAGUGUUAUGUUCCCCGAACUCACCACAAACACCACCUGAAUCAUCGACACCACCUUUAGACUCCCCCACCCUGAGGUCUUCGCUUCCUGACCCAGAGUGUUCGUCCUUCGGCUAUGAGCCGAUGUCUCCUGCGAGUUCUCCAGAACCUUUACCUCACCUGCCGGCCUCGAUCGCUUUAGAGCUCGACUCUGCGGCCUCUGAAGCAUGUGAUGCAGCAGGACCUCCUGAAGACUCGCAGGACACCGAAGACCCGUCUGUGUUUAAAUGGCAUACAGUGUUACCUCCACCCGAGUCCUUCGUAGACACGUCAUUCACAACAUUUCAGCCUCCACCGCAGACUUUACCUGAGGACCCUGAACCACAGAGUCCAAACACCUCCAUGCCUGCUCCUGAUCCUCCGGCAUCUUUCCCAGAGAGCGAACAGUCGCUGCCCUUCCCCGCAGAGCUAUCCCCACUCGCCCUUCAACUGCCUCUGUCGCCAACCUUCUCGUCAAUAGACGGCGACGGACUCUCUCCCACGCCUUCACUCGCUGACCUCGUGCAGUUUUUGUCCAAUGACGUCGACCUCGGGAUGGGGGUGGAGUUUUCGAACACUGAGGCGGCGGCUGUUCCCUGCUUACCUGUGACAGAAACACAUGAACCUUCUCAGCAGGUCCAUCCGCUCCCAGCCAGAAAACCCUGCAAGCGAAAGAAGAAGGAGGUUCGGCAGCGAAGGCUUGGCAAGAGCGAGGUGGAGCAGGAGGUGAACGACUCCACCUACAGGAGCAUGCAGCCGAACCUGGAGGAAGUGGAGGAGCAGUUAUUCAUCUCUUUCACUUCAAAGGAGGCUCUUAAGCUCCACCUGGCCGACUCCUCCGACAGGCCGGCUCCACGGCCCACACCUGACGGUCAAAGAACUGCAGACUCACCUGAGGGCGGUGACCGGUUGGACAUAAGCGAUGAACAAAGCUCCGACUUAAACCCAUCCAAACCCAAAACGGAGAGUCUGGCAGAGAUGAUCGCUUCCUUCCAGAAGAUUCUGCUGAGAGACUUGAAGCUCAUGAAGCACAGGCAGGUCAUCCACCCUGUGCUGCAGGAAGUCGGUCUGAAGAUGAACCUGCUGGACCCGUCUCUGGCCAUUGACCUACAGUACCUGGGAGUCCGCCUGCCCUUCCCCCUGCCGGGCGCCAGCAUGGAGCCGCUGUCAACGUCUCAAGGUGUUUCUGCUGCAUUUGUGUCCCGAACAGGAAAAACCACAGACGUCACUCAGAUUAAAGGUUGGAGAGCGAAGUUCACGUUGUCUGAGACUCCACCCACACCUUCAGCCUGCAGACCUGAAGCCGGUUCGAGUUCAGAGCCGCAGAAGAAGAACCUGUCGGCGUUCUGCAGCGAUAUGCUGGACGAGUAUCUGGAGAGUGAGGGGAAGCUGAUCGACGAGCGUGCCGCCAGCUUCUCCCAGCCGCCAGUGGAGCCGCUGGUGUACGAGCUGCCCACCAGGAGUACCAGCUACGUCCGGACCCUGGACCACGUCCUGAAGAAGCAGACCGCCGACCCUUCCUCCUCUGACCUCAUAUCUGGGUUCAUUCCCCCCUCCAAGAGGCCCCGCUUCAAAGAGCCUAAACCAGGCCGGAGGGGUGAGAGGAAGCAGAAAGGUUCUAAACAGAGCAAACUCAGACCAGAACCUGCAGCUGCUCUGGGUCCUGAACCCAGUCAACUGGAACCUCAGCAGCCUGUGGGCCACGCCCCCUCAGCGCCUCCAUCACGCCCAGAUUCAAACCCCAUCAAGAGGCGGAGGAGGCUCAAACCCAGGACCUCAUCUCAGACCCUCAGUCCCUCUAGGGCCACAGUGCCCCCAUCGGUUAUGUCCAGGGACCUGGCCCCGCUGGAGUCGGACUCUGAGCUGGGGGGCGGGCAGAGCGAGGACAGCGGCAGGAGUCGGCGCCAGCCGAUGACCCGUGCUCUGCAAAAACAGAAGGUCCUGGAAGACGGUGCCGUGUGGGAAGGCCUGCGCCGGACCAGCAUCACUACGGAGAGGGCCACCAUCGCCCUCACGUCCCUCUUCACUCAGACGGGUUUUGUGAGCGAGAACCCAACGGCGCCGAUCCAGCUGAGCCGCAGACGAGCGCCGCCGUGUCUGAACGAGUUCUGCCGGCUGGGCUGCGUCUGCCUCGGCCUCUCCCGCGACUCCAGGAUCAGCCACUGCGGCCGGCCAGCGUGCAUGUUCGGCUGCAGCUGCCUCAAACAGAAGGUGGUCCUCCUCAAGAACCUGGACGGGUCCGACUCCAGCCCCUCCUCACACCACGGGAGCACCAAGAAGAAGAGGAGGAUGAAGAUGGCCUACGUUCUGAAGGAGGCGGACAGCGUCUCCCAGCCUGCCGAGCGGGUCCGGACUCUGUGGAGGAGGGAUCUCGGGCGCUCUGAUCCAGAGCCGGUACGCAUGCCUGAGGCGGCUCCACAGACCCGCCCUGCGAAGGUCCGAGAAGAUCACCGCAGCUGUGCCAGAGUCCGAGGAUACUCCAGAAAGAUCCGGAAACAGAAGGUAAGCCAGCAGUUCCUGAGGGAACGAGGCUCUUACUGUAAAUGUUUGUUCUGCUGUGAUUUGUGCCAUUACCUGAUUCAUUGCCAGGUGAAACCGACACCGUCUGUCCACCGGGAGGCAACCAAAGGCACCGUCCGACCUGAUCGGCCGAAGCCCCACAAGGUGAAGAAGCUGAAGAAGACCUCUAAGCCUCCUGCAGGUGAAGCCCUUCAGGCUCCGACUCCCUCCGAGCCUCCUCCGAGUCCUCCUGCUGAGCCGACCCCGAAGCCGUCGAAGCGUCUGUUCAUCAGGGCCGACUUUAAGUGGAAGAGCGAGGCCGACCGGACCCUCGUGCUGAUGGAGCUGUGCGAGGCGAUGGCUCAGAACCGGCUAGACCGCCCGUUCUGGAUCAAGAACUUCCUCAUCCAUCCCACCGGCCAGUCUGUGGAAGGCAGCGGCGCCGAGCGCUGCAUCCAGUACCACGUCAAGAUAUCCAGAUCCGCGCUGAAGGCGAGGAAAUCGACAGCGCCGCGCAGACAGGUGGAUGCAGCAUGGGUGGGCAGGAAGGUGGAGCCUCUGAAGGAACGUAACAUGAAGAAGGAGCACAGAAUGCAGGAGGCGGAGCCUGUGGAGGACUGGCAGAGGGAGGUGGAGGAAGAUGACAUCACAGAGGAGGAUGGCUUCACGGAUCAACAGGUGGACGAUUGGACAGAGAGCAGUGGACAGGAAGUGACGUCAGAGGCGAAGGUCAACAUGGCUCUGCCUUUCCUGACGGGAAUCUCGCCUGCCGGCUUCCUCUCAGCCAAUAGGAAAGCGCCGGGAGGAACGGACCAGCCAAUCAAGGUGAACGGGAAGCUCUACCCGCUGGCUAAGAUCCAGCUGGGGAGGAUGGGGGCGCUCCACCCGGCCAACCGGCUGGCGGCCUACCUGACGGGACGGGUGAGCUCAUCCCGUCAGCAGCAGCCAUCUCUGCGACCCCCCUCCUCCACCUCUGCUCGGAGGUCGGGGCCGACGCCUCUUGACGUCUCCUCAGCUUCCUCUGUGGUCUCUGACCUCGCUGUGACCACCACAAGCGCAGCGGCCACUACAGCCUCUCCCACUGUCACCACCACUGCUUCCUCUUCUGUGACCCCACCUGGAGCGGUCCCACCGCUCACCCUCCUGACCUCCAUCACAGAGUCUCUGUCCAGCAGCUCGCCAGCACCACCUGUUAAUCCAUCUCCAGGCACAGCGACCCCUAAAGCCCCUCAGGUAGUGCUGAUUAAGGUCCCGCCUCCUCCUGGGACGGUUCCUGUCGUGGCCCCUCGUCCUCCGGGCCCCGCCCCCGGGUCUCAGAGGAUGCUCCUGAAGCCGGUCCAGAUGGUUUCCGGCGUCCAGUUUUACCGCCGACCCGACGGGAAACUGGUCAAGCUGGUCCCCGUCAGCCAGCUGAGGGCAGUCAUGCCCACUUCGCCUGCACAGACAGGUCCUUCCUCCUCCUCGCUCCUCUCCCCUGUGGCCCACACAGUCAGUCCCCAGGCUCCGCCUCUGCCCUCCUCGCCGUCCCUGAGCUCUGGCUUCCUGUCUCAGAAGGGCACCUGUACCUUUAAGAUCCUCCCUGCCGACUCCAGCCUGGACCCCAUCAUCGUCACUUGUGCCAAAGCUCCGCCCAAGACCCCGACCAAGGUGCUAACGGUGCCAGGCUCCUUCACCCUGCUGCAGACACACCCCUCCAACCCCCCCAUGACCCCAGUGAAGCUCCUGUCGCUCAAAGCCCCCGUGCCUCAUGGCGCCGAGAAGGGUGUCGAAGGCGCAACGGCAUCUGUGGUCGCCACGGGAGCAGGGGGGCUGAUCUUCAAAUGUACACCACCUCAAAUCUCGCCCACCAUCCAGAUACCCUCAGAGGGCAAUCCCACAUCCCCGCUUUCGUUAGGGUUGAAGGUCAUGCCUGCGCCACCGCCAGGUCCUCAACCUGAGGCGGCUCAGGACCCAGUGGAGCUGGACAUCAUCUGCGUGGAUGAGAAGCCACAUGUUACCACGGAGACACAGUCGUUAGAGGUGACGUCAAGCAGUGAGACGGAAAACUCGUCAGACUUCAGAGAGUCAGAGAGCGACGAUGAGAGGGCGCCGCUCGCCAACAACACGCGCCUCCUCCACACGGCGUUGGAGCGGCUGCGUCGGGUGCGGCUGCGUGAGCUGUUGGAGCGUCUGAGGAGGACGGUGGGACAGUCGGGGGAGAAGACGUCAAAGGUCUCGACGCUGAAGACGGCGGUGGAGGUGAUCCAGGAGCUGAGGAGGAAGGAGUCACAGCUGAAGAGGAAGAAGAGGAGGCUGAGGAGGAGGCGGGAUGAGUACCUGUGGAGCGUCGCGCCGUCAGCAGAUCCGAUCAAGCCAACAGCAGCAGUGAUGGCGGCGGCGCCAGAACUUUUGGAUGAGCCGACAGUUAUCUCAUCAGAUGAAGAACGAGUGGUUGUCACGGACAGCGAUGUGGAGCAAGAAGAUGAUGAAGGUUGGGGCGUUGCCACUGAGACGGUGGGAGUGAACAGUUGGCUGGCGAGGAAGAGGAGGAGCUCAGAGCUGAAGGAGGUGACAGCUCCUCGCGCCGGCUCUGCCCUCCUCGCGGCUCUCAGAUCGGCCACGAGCAGCUCAGACUCUCCUCAGGAGCUACUGCUGGAGCAGGCUCGACACGAGAUUGAGGCGCUGCAGUCGGAGAUGGAGGACCUGAAGAGUCUGAGGACGAGUCUGACGCAGCAGAGGGACGGACACGUCAGGGACAUCUGCAGCAGAACAGGUAAGAGCGAGCGGAGGAUCCUGAGGAAGCUGCAGCAGUUUUCAUCCGAGCAGGAGAGGCGGCAAGCACCCAAUCAGGUCACAGCAGGGGGCGGGACUUCUGCUCCUCCACCUGCGGGCAGCGAUGGGUGUGGAGCAGGUGACGAGGUCGACAACAUUAUCGCGACAACAGCAGCCCAACAGAAGUCCACAGAUGCCCCUCCUCCUUCUGUUUCUGCCCCACCCACUCCUACACCUGUCCAAGUGUCAUCGGCCCACAAUGCACCUGUGGACACGAAGCGUUCAAGGACUAUUCCGAACAUCCUGUCUCGCAGUAAGACUCAGGCUCCGCCUCCAUCUGUGAUCACAAAGGCCGCAGAAGGUAAUCCUCCAGGUGACCCGUCGUCCUUUCAGAGUCUCGUUCCAGCUGAUCUUCUCUCUGUGGUUGGGGCACCGUUACCCAGGCAACCAGUCCUGACCCUGAAUGCUGUGAGAGCGGGUUCAAUGGUGCUGCAGCCGGCGCCGUCUCCAGGCUUGGCCUCAGUCACCCUAAACAUUCCCACUCUGACCAGUCAGCAGAUCCAUCUCACCCCACUGCUCUGCCCACCGGCCAGGCCUCUCGCCGUCACCAACCUGACAGGCUCCAGCCUGAGCGGGGUGCUGAAACUCAUUCAGACCAACACACAACAGCAGGCUCCGCCUCCAACCCAUCAGCUGCUCCCUGGUCUUCCGGCUCCUUCUCUAGAGGUCUGCGAUGCAUCAUCUAAGUCCUCAGAUCGAAUCAUACACCAGGACCAGACUCCACCCCUCAGUGAGGUCACACCUGCAUCCUGGUCGUAUUGCGGCUCUGACAGCCAAACAGAGGAGAGAGAGGCGAAGCCUGAGAGCAGGGGCGAGAACAAGAGCCUGCCGUCGCUCCUCGAUGAGUUUGUCUUCCUUAAUCAGCAGGUGGAAAAAAACCAGGACGCUGCAGCGGUGGAUGGAGCUGACGAGGAAGGACACACCCACAGCCCCUGGAUGCUGCAGCUGGACUCAGACUCUGACACAGAUGGGGUUGGGCCUAACCUCAAUACAGAAACGAUGUUGACCACUUCAGGCAGUCCUAAAGGAGGCGUGCUGGCCCCGCCCCCUCUGCUGCAGAUGAAGGUGGGCGGAGCCAAAGUGGCAAGCCCAGGCAACAGGGAAAGAGAGGGCACAGUGGCAGGGGGAGAAGAGGGGCAAGGGCACAGGGGCGUGGCCUGGAGGCCGAUGCCGAGGCUGGUUCCUCUGGGAUUAAGAGGAAACGCCCCCAGCUGACAUCACACGCAGAAAUAACGAUGUCACAGCAGCUGCACCUUCCUGGUUGGGUCCUGAUGGGAGUCGGCACAUUGGGAGGAAAAAAAGAAAAGCAUAGACUGAUUGUGGCGCUUCCAUGGUAACAAUCAGUUAUCGUUUGUGGAUUACUAAGGAUCAAUAUUCAGGUAUUGAUUGGUUUGGAACAGGGCGACGGUGUCCUGGUUUUCCGACGCGCUGACCGGAAAAAACGCAGACGCUGCUUCUGAAAAAUAUGGAAGUGCCUUAAACCUGCGUUCUACCUGACAGCCACCAGGGGGCAACACUGCAGUUCUGUCCUAUAGAAGUCUGCAGCACGCCGCUGCUCUGACCUCUGACCUCUGUACACGCUUCAUGCUGAGUUCAUGUAUCUCAAUCAUGUCUUUCAAAAUGGAGGAUCAGCUGUGGUGUUUUGUUGAUUGCUCAUUGGCUAAUGACUCGUCAGUCACUGUGUUAUCCAGUGAGUGAGCGGUUUCAUGGUCUGACCCGCCCCUCUUCCUCGCAGCCAAGAUACUGGGGAUUUCAGUUUUUAAAAAUGUCUGUUGAACCUGUCACAUCUGUCUUUGAAAGAGUUACUGUAGCAUCCUGUUUUCAGUGGCUGCAUUCAGAGAAACUUGAUGGCGUGCUGAGGAAGAAGUGCUGUCCCCACAGAAUGUUCUGAUGUUGCGUUCAAAUGUCUUCCUGUUUGUAUCGGCGCCAGGUGAGCCGAGAGACGCCUUCACAGGUUGCAAGUUCAUGUCUGAGAGUGGCGUCCACGUCACAAAGAGAGCGCAUUCGGGCUACUCGCCUCCAAACGUUCAUACUUUAUUCUGAAGGUCCAGCUAUUGUUUCCUGCUUUUAUUUUUUUAUUUACAGGAACUUUGUGAAAGCUGUCAGUGUCUCACCAUGGUGGAAUGUUUCAGUUUCUUCAUGUUUUGCAGGAAAAACACAGUCAUCACAGGGAACUCACCUGGACUCACCUUUUCUUUUUCUUAAUGACUUUUUCUACAUGUUUACCUCAGCUGUCCUAACAGCUGGAAGGAAAACAGGUACCAAUAAAAGUUAAAUAUUUGA
Molecule: messenger RNA, 13939 nt
Organism: Haplochromis burtoni (Burton's mouthbrooder)
Lineage: Eukaryota; Metazoa; Chordata; Actinopteri; Cichliformes; Cichlidae
Gene: mgaa
Product: MAX dimerization protein MGA a
Exons: 25
Coding region: 4418-12871 (2817 amino acids)
Biological process (GO): positive regulation of DNA-templated transcription; regulation of transcription by RNA polymerase II; cell fate specification
Cellular component (GO): nucleus
Molecular function (GO): protein dimerization activity; RNA polymerase II cis-regulatory region sequence-specific DNA binding; DNA-binding transcription factor activity, RNA polymerase II-specific
Source: RefSeq, a predicted model, not a curated record